Molecule: messenger RNA, 2166 nt
Organism: Daphnia magna
Lineage: Eukaryota; Metazoa; Arthropoda; Branchiopoda; Diplostraca; Daphniidae
Exons: 2
Coding region: 1-2166 (721 amino acids)
Source: RefSeq, a predicted model, not a curated record
AUGGCUCUUCUGAAUCUUCUAUCGAUCCGAGAUGAUGAUUCAGAGGCAUUAGCCAAGCUCAAUCGAACUCUUCAUGGAGCCAUGCAUGCCCUGAGGAACGGCGGAUAUGAGCAAGACUUGGAAUCGGGAAUGACUCUGGAACACGUCGUCUCCCGUUUACCUCCGCGAAUGAGAAGUAGCUGGGGCGUGAAAGUGUACCGGAUGACUCCAACACGAGCUACUCUCAAAAAUCUGACAAAGUGGAUAGACGAGAUGGUGAUGGGUGAAUUGAUGACCAGGCCGUCUACUCAUAGAUCACCAGCUCCACAGAAGGAAAAGAAAGCGGGAAGUGCUAAGCCUUCCAUUAAACCAACUCCUCUCUUUGUCAAGAAACCGCAGCAAAGUCCUCCCUCUGAGAGUAAUUCGUCAUCGCUGAAGAAAGGCGUUAUUAAGAAGUGCAUUUAUUGUGAUAACGCCCAUUCGAUAAAAACCUGUUCCACAUUCAAAGAUCUAGAUGUUACAGCUAGAGUGGAGUGGGUAAAAGAGAAACGAUUAUGUUUCAGGUGUCUGAUCGGAACACAUCGGGGAACUGAGUGUCCCACCGAAAUUGUCUGCAACAUUGGGAACUGUGGUAAACGACACCAUCCCCUAUUGCACGGAGCACCUCAAGUUUAUCCCGCGAAUGCUUCAACCACUAAAAAUGCAGGCCAGCCAUCAGCAAAAUCGUCUGAUGGUCGUGCAAUGACCAUUAAAAACAGGGAUACGGCUAUCAACACUUCCCUAGCUAUCGUUCCUGUGUUACUUCAAGCUAACGGGGUGAAAAUAGAAACUUUCGCUUUUCUAGAUCCAGGAGCGACCGUUAACUUAAUUCGAGAAGAUGUAGCUAAACAGCUCAAAUGCAAAGGAAAUGCAAGGAAUGUAUCCUUUGGCUCGUUUCACGGCCAAGACCCACAGUUUCAAUCAACUACGGUUAGUUUGACUGUUAAGGCUCGUGAUAGAUCUUUCGAAUCGGAUUUAAAGCAGGUUUCUACUGUGCCGACUCAGUACCUAAAGUUACCAUGCCCACCGAAGGAGUUAAUGGAGAUCCGAAGUCGUUACCCUCAUCUCAAAGACGUAAAAUUGGUUGAUGUUGGAGAACCAACCAUCCUUAUUGGAGCGGGAAACCAAUGGCUGCAUUUACGUCUAGAUGAAAGACUACCUCCUGUUGGAACCGACGCUCCCUUUGGUUUAUUGACGCCAUUUGGUUUGACUUGUGUUGGCGAUCUAACAUUAGGGACGCAGCAGCAUGAUUCACCGGUUUGUCGUUCAAACAAACCACUGAUGACGGUGCAAAAACUCUGCUACCUUGUACAAGAAUCACCGACGGAAGCACUACUUUUACGUCAAGUCGAGAAAUUGUGGGAAACGGAAAGUUUUCCAAUUGUAACUCCAGCUCAACCGCUAGAAUCAACCGAGGAUAAACUAGCGAGGAAGAAAUUCGAUGCAACUAUUCAAUUCGACGGAACCAGGUAUGAAGUAGGUCUACCAUGGGUUUCAGAAGAUACCGCAUUACCCGACAAUUAUAAUAGUGCAUUGCGUCGACUGUUCUCCAUCGAAAACAAAUUUGUUCACAAUUCUAAUGAUGCUGAGAGAUACAAAGCCGUAAUCGACGACUAUGUGGCAAAGGGAUUCACGCGGCCUCUCAAGGAAAGUGAAUUGAAGGGCACCUUUGGGAGAAAUUGGUACCUUCCCCAUCAAGGAGUCGUAAAUCCUCGAAAACUCGAAAAGGUUAGGGUGGUCUUCGACGCUUCGGCCAAGUACCAAGGAGUUGCACUUAACGAAUUGCUUUUAAAGGGUCCCAACCUUAUCAACGAUAUAGGUGCUACCCUUCUACUCCUUAGAGAAAAGCCGGUGUUCCUAUCUGGGGAUAUUAAGCAAAUGUUUCUUCAAGUUGGCGUGAAGAAAGAAGACCGUUCCGCUCUACGAUUCCUGUGGCGUCCACCUGGCUCUCGAAAAAAACCCACCGUAUAUGAAAUGCAGCGGCAAAUCUUUGGAUCGGUUUCAUCCACUUUUAUCUGCUCCCAAGUGCUUCGACAUAUUGCUGACCUGCAUCGUGAAGAAUUUCCUGAAGCCGCUGAACGAGUCUACAAGAACUUCUAUGUAGAUAACCUUCUGGAUUUUUUUUACACCGAAGAGGAGGCUAGUUGA